Physella acuta is the source of this 12166-nucleotide messenger RNA. Its product is annotated as protocadherin-16. Gene Ontology annotation, biological process: homophilic cell-cell adhesion. Gene Ontology annotation, cellular component: plasma membrane; cell-cell junction. NCBI's taxonomy places the organism in Eukaryota, Metazoa, Mollusca, Gastropoda, Physidae. The record is from RefSeq and is a predicted model, not a curated record. Gene Ontology annotation, molecular function: calcium ion binding.
GUGCGUGUAAGUUCGGAGUUGAGGUUAUUGUUCUUUACCGUUGUUCAAACUCACUUUUGUGUGUGGUAGAUUACUAAACUACAAUUAAGUUAUUGUACAGUAAUUUCUAAAUCAUGUGGUUCACCUGUGAAUUAGCCAGGGGAUAAUCAACGGAUCCUGACGUGCUAGAGUUGUGCCUAACACUCCUAAAGCACACACAAAGCUGAAGUCACCGAACGGGUUGAAAACGUCUUGUCGAGCUUGGGAUUUCUUUUGCAGUGGGAUUGUUAUGCAGUAUAUCAUUAAAGACCUCUCCUGUCCUGACCCUCCCACGUACCACGGGGUCCUUGAGUUGACUGUCUGAGAUCACAUGGAGAAUGCGGCUCGCCAUUUCCCCGCCUAUGGGAGGUACCUCACUCAACCGCCGCAUCACCUUUAGCCUUCUAGCCCGGUGUUACAGGUGUCGCCGGGAUGGCACCGUCCCGGAACGAGAUCUCGCGAGAGAUAGCGAGAUCUCUCUACGCCGUAGGGAUUGUCCUGGUCCUGUUGCACACAUCCUCCGCAGAUGAUGCCGGGCAGGACCUGAAGUACAACAUCACCUUCAACAUCAGGGAAGAUGCAGGCGUGAACACGCUGGUCGGGGAGGUCAAAGGUAACGGGUUCACCCCGCCCUACAACAGUUUAAUCGUGACCUCGACCAAUGACAAUAAGACGAGCUUCAACUUCAACUUUGACCUCCAGACCGGCCGGAUCACGACGAAGAAUCUCCUCGACCGGGAAGAUAAAGACCGGUACGCGGUCAUCUUCACCAAGCAGGCCAUCUACGUUGUGGUGACCAUCAACGUGCUGGACAUCAACGACAACACGCCCGCGUUCUCGAACCCCACCUUCAACACCAACAUAUCAGAGUCGGCGCCCAUCGACCACAAGAUCGCACUGGGCAGCGUGUGGGACGAGGACUUGGGCGUCAACACGACGCAGAGGGUCGAAAUCAUUUCCGGCAACAGCGACAACGAUUUUGAGCUGACGAUAAAAAAUACGAGCAACACGAAUAAGUUGAUCGAGCUGAGGGUUGUCAGGAAACUCGAUUAUGAGACCAUACCGUCUUACAAGCUGAUUAUACGGGCUGUGGAUGGGGGCGGGCGUUAUGCUGAUAUGACGGUUGAUAUUAAUAUAUUAGAUCAAAAUGACAACGAGCCUCUCUUCAAUAUUAGUAAAUAUUCGGCGAAAGUAACAGAAAACGUGACGGUUGGUACCGCUAUCAUUCAAGUGUUUGCUACUGAUACUGAUUCUGGGGAUAACGGUCGAGUCACUUUUUCCAUUGACCAUAGGUCAGACCCGGAGGAAUACUUCACCAUUGACCCUACAUUGGGCUGGGUUAGGGUCAAUAAACCUUUGGAUUACGAGACACAGGAUAGGUUUUCAUUGACUCUCCAGGCCACUGACCACGGUAACCCACCCCAGCAGGGGACAGCUGCCUUGGACAUUAUCGUCGAGAACAUCAACGAGCAGCCGGCGAACGUUAGCAUCGAGUUCCUGGCCGCCUUUCCCAACGGUCGCGUUCUAGAAAAUACCGCCGUCGGCACGAAAAUCGCCGGCGUCUCGGUCCAAGACUUCGACAACAGCGGCAUAUCCAAGGUCAUCGUGACUUUGUACAACAGUCAAGGUUAUUUCGUCCUGCGCGACCGUGACCUCUACAUCAACAAAACGCUGGACCGCGAGACCAUCUCGAGCUUCGAGAUGUCCAUUCAGGUGACCGACCUCGGCAACCCGCCCCUGCGGGCCACCAAGGUCUUCAAGGUCAUCGUCGACGACGUCAACGACAACGCCCCCGUCUUCGAGAAACCGUCCUACGUCGCCGACGUCGACGAGACGGCGGAGAUCGGAAUGGAAGUGUUGACGGUGUCGGCGACGGAUGCGGAUGUCGGCGUGAACAAGCGGAUUACCUACACCAUCCAGGACCAGACCUUCGCGCUGUUUACCGUGGAUUCUCGCACCGGCAAGAUCUACACGGCCGCUGCCAUGGAUUGCGACCUGAACCCCCACCCGUCGUUCGUGGUUGUGGCCACGGACGGGGGUGACCCGCCCUUGAUGUCCAGCGCCCAGGUGACCAUCAACGUGCAGGAUGUAAACGACAAGGAGCCGGAGUUUGAGGCCAGCUUCUAUAGCAUUAAAAUUGCCGAGAACCGGAGGAUUGGGGAUUGUAUCCUUACUGUAUCAGCAACGGAUCCAGAAUGUGGCAACUCUCAGGUGACCUACAGAAUGGGCAACAUGCUGGCGCCUCUCAAAGAGUUCAGGGUGAACUCGCUGACCGGGGACAUCUGUGUCCAGGGGGUGCUGGACUACGAGGUGGCCACGUCGUACCAGUUCCAAGUGGAGGCGGUGGAUUCAGACAACCUCACAAGCCAGGCAGUGAUCCAGGUUGAGAUCACUGACAUCAAUGACAACAACCCGAGGUUUGAACCCCGUGUCUACUCCAUCAACAUCAUGGCUGACGCCCCUCCAGGCCCACUGGUCACUGUGCAGGCAAGAGACAGGGACAGCGGAGUCUUUGGGACGGUCACUUACUCCAUCAUCAGUGGAAACAACAUCCAGUUCUUCAGCAUUAACCCCACUACAGGUACCAUAUCUUUAAAACCUGGCCUGACUGAUAAAGUGUCUGUCUUGAGUGUCCGUGCCACUGACGGAGGAGGGCUGACCUCACAGGAGAAUGCUGCGGUCACCAUUAGUGUCAUCAGUGGUAACGAGCACCCUCCCAUCUUCACCCCAACCAUGUACAACUUCACCAUCACAGAGGCUGCUGGUCUGAACCAGAUGGUGGGCAGGGUGGAGGCAAAUCUGGAUGGUUCAGGUGGAUCCACAGCUAUAACAUACAGCAUCACAUUCCAGACAGUGGAUUGGUUUAAGGUGGAUGAAAAUACAGGCGCCAUUUCAACCAGAUCUGCUCUGGACAGAGAGAGCAGCCCAUUUGUGGUCAUCAGUAUUCAGGCUUCUGCCUGGUUCCCACCUGUGUAUGCUGUAGCUCAGGUCAACAUCACCAUUUUGGAUGUGAACGACAACGCCCCAACAUUCCCAGCCACCACCAUGCUGGAGCUGGAGAUCAGAGAGGACGAGGCAGCCAACACCUCGCUGUACGUGGCACGCGCCGUCGACCUGGACAUGGGGAACAACGGUACUGUCAGGUACCGGCUGGUCGACACAACCACCGACACCUUCGCCAUCAACGUUGUCACCGGCGAGAUCACCCUGAAGAAGAUGCUGGACUACGAGAAGAUCAACAAGUACCUCAUCGUUGUCAUCGCUGAAGAUAUGGGCACGCCCAAACAGCUUAGCGCAAACUUGACUUUGACGGUGAAGGUCAAGGAUAUCAACGACAAUCCUCCAGUGUUUGACAGAGCUGUUUACUUGUUUUAUGUUCCCGAGGACGUUGACAUUGGGUCCACCAUCAACCAGGUCAAGGCCACAGAUGAAGAUUCUGGAAACAACAAGAAGAUCACGUUCUCUUUUAGAAAUAACCGCUACGGCUCCACGUUUGGGAUAUCUCCAGUGGACGGUAAAGUCUGGACGCGGGACUUACUGGACAGGGAGCUCCACGACACAUAUGAGAUAACUGUCCAAGCGGUUGACCACGGAAGCCCGGUUCAGCUGUCAUCCACGGCACUUGUCAGGAUAAUUGUCACAGACGUCAAUGAUAACGACCCAGUUUUUUCCAGGGAUGAGUACAGAUUCUCUAUUCGAGAGAACCUCGUGGCUGAUAGCCUUGUAGGUCAAGUAGUUGCCACAGAUCAGGACAUUGGCCCCAAUGGCGAUCUGCAGUUCUUUUUCUAUAAUGUACAAAACUACUUUAAAAUCAACUCGAAAACUGGUGAGAUUCGAACCCAGGUUUCGCUAGACCGUGAGCUGGUGGCCGAGCAUGUUCUCACAGUAUACGUGUCAGACAACGGGAACAUCUCAAGGACUGCUCAGACUAAGGUGAAGGUGAAGGUUCAAGAUCAGAAUGAUAAUGAUCCCAUGUUUCAAAGGCAGGGGCCCUUCGCGUCCAAUAUCUCAGAGAACAGGCCAAAAGGGACGGUGGUGACCACACUGGUUGCCUUAGACCCUGACGAGGGAGAGAAUGGAAGAGUCACCUACUACUUUGAUGCAGCCAAAUCCGAGCAAUCCGCCAUGUCAAACUUUGAGGUCCACCCAACAUCCGGCAGAGUCUCCACAAGGGAGGUUCUUGACUACGAGACCAAGACCGUUUACCACCUGACCAUCGUUGCUAAGGACAACGGCCUCCCACCCCGCAGCUCAUCCCAACCACUGACCAUAUCCAUCUUGGACGUCAACGACCAGGCGCCGCUGUUCCAAGCACGCAACGUCAGCUUCAACUGUGUCGAGAACGUCAGCAUCGGCACGUUUGUCGGACAGGUGAAAGCCACGGACAAGGACUCUGGAGAGAACGGGAAGAUAAAUUAUUAUCUGGUCGGAGGAAACGUCUUCGGGUCUUUUUCAGUCAAUCAGAGCUCAGGGGUUAUAACCACAGUUAGACAGAUAGAUUAUGAGGAGUCGUCUUCCCAUUCUCUAAAUAUACAAGCAGUGGAUAACAGUGCAGCGUGGCCCAAAAGCAGUAAUAUAACAGUCACCAUCUUUAUAAAAGAUGUGAAUGACAACCCGCCAGUGUUUGACCAGGACCCGGUCAUCAUACGCACCAUCGCAGAGAACAUGCCCCUUAACACUGUCAUCCACACUUUCCUGGCCACUGACCGUGACUCCGGCAUCAACGGAACGGUCAAGUACUUCAUUGAUUCCUCCAGCCAGGGAGACAACUCCUACCUGGCCAUAAACCCUGACACAGGGGAGAUGUACAUCUCUGCUGUUAUAGACUAUGAAACGGUCCAGCAAAUCUCUGUCAUUGUGGUGGCCAAAGACGCCUGCCCGUCCCCCACACUCUCCUCGCAGAUGACCACCAUCAUAUUCGUCACGGAUGUCAACGACAACGCCCCGCGCUUCGACCCCAUCCCUGACCUGAGCGUGUCCGAGGACGAGGCUGUGGGCUUUGUCCUGAGGGUGCUAGUGGCUAUUGACCAGGACUCUAACGUGGACAACAGCGGCAACAACCUGGUCAGGUACAGGAUUGUGUCCGGGAAUGAGGACGGGAGGUUCUACCUGAAUCCAGAGACAGGUUCUCUACAGUUGAAUGAUGCACUGGACUAUGAGACUAAAGCCAGCUACAAUCUAAACAUCAGUGCUGAAGACAUGGGCAUGCCCAAACUGGUCACCUACAAACAGCUGUACAUCACCUUGAUAGAUGCCAAUGACAACUCCCCAGUUUUCAAACAGUCCACCUACCAUGCUAACAUUACAGAGAACUCGCCUGUGAAAACUCCAGUAAUUUCUGUCCUAGCUACGGAUGCAGACACAGGUCUCAAUGGAGCCUUGACCUACCAGAUACCCAGUGGUAUUGUGGGGGACAGGUUCACAGUGGACCCAAAGACUGGCCAGAUCACAAACACAGUUGUGCUGGACAGGGAGGAGAGGGACAGCUACACCAUCACCGUCUACGUCCAGGACGGGGCCUACCCCUUCUACUUCAGCACCUGCCGGGUGGUCAUCACAGUGGUGGACAUCAAUGAUAAUCCUCCCAUCUUCAAGGAGCAGACGUACAGGCUGGAGAUUCCGGAGAACAGAGCUCAGAAUUCUGUGAUAAGUUUGGUGGCUACUGACCGCGAUGUGGGGGAAAAUGCCAGAGUUACUUAUGCCAUCACAGGCGGUGAUUCCAUCAGCUUCAUCAUUGACCCUCAACAUGGUCACCUGUCAAACCAACCCCUGGACAGGGAGACCAUCGGCAUGUACAACCUGACCAUCACCGCCCAGGACCAUGGCCCCACGCCCCUCUCCGCCACAGCUUACGUUAUUGUCACUGUGUUGGAUGAGAAUGACAACAGUCCCAGCUUUGACCAAGUGGUAUACACUGCCAGCAUACCAGAGGACAUCAAACCCAGUACAGUUGUACUCAAUGUACGAGCCACUGACCCUGACUUGAAUGAAAAUGGGCGGGUCAUGUACUCCCUGGGGAAUGAAACGGGUGGACUUUUUGACAUCAACAGCACUACUGGUGUUAUCUACACCAGCGGAAUGUUUGACAGGGAAAAAGUGGACAGGUAUUCCAUCACAAUCAUGGCUUCGGACAGCGGCAGUUCAGGACCCAGAAACACAACAGCCCGCAUCCAGAUCACGGUGACUGAUGUCAACGACAACGCUCCAACGUUCGCCAUGGUUCCGUACACCGCCAGGCUCAAUGCCACCACCCCCAAGAACAGUUUUGUGCUGACCGUGUCCACAACAGAUCCAGAUCUGGGGGUCAAUGGAACGGUGGAGUACUCACUGGACAAUGGGGACAAUGCUUCCAACAUUACUAAGUAUUUCAGAAUCAGCUCAGCCGGUGAGGUUUUCACAAGUGAUGCCCUAGUUACAGUACCUGGACGCUACAGGCUGAACGUCAUUGCUAAAGAUUUGGCUGUCCCAGCAUCAUCCAGACUAACCUCCACGGGUGUGAUUGAGAUAACCAUUGGCUCACCUGAGAGCACCACGUUCCGCUUCACCUCACCUGAGUACAGAGCACAGAUCAACGAGAACUCCCCGGUCAAUACCCCUGUGGUCCAGGUGGCCACAGAGACUGUCCCCCCCACCUCCACCACUGCAGUUUACAGCUUCGCCAGUGGGAAUGAAAACGGAGCUUUUAAAAUUAACGGCACAGGGCAUAUAUCAGUGCAGAACUCACAACGGCUGGACUAUGAAACAAACCCAUCCAUCCGUCUGAUCGUCAUGGCAACCAGCGGGAGUCUGUACGCCUACAGCACAGUGUGGGUUAACUUAACUGACGUCAACGACAACGUCCCCAGGUUCUCACAGUCCAGAUACGUGUCUGCCAUAUGGGAGAACAACCCAGCCUACACCGCCACAUAUGUGACACAAGUGUAUGCCCGUGAUGCUGACAGUGGGAUGAAUGGGGAAAUCAUAUACACCAUCAUUGGUGGGAAUGAUCGCCAGGUGUUCCAGAUCAGCAUGGAACACACUGGAAUAGUUCACACCAGCGAGGACGCGGAGUCACUCGACAGGGAGGCUAACCCAGAGGGUUACAGGCUAACCCAGAAGAUUACAGCUAACCCAGAAGGUUACAGGCUGAUCAUUGAAGCCAGGGACAGAGGUGUCCCAUCCCGAUCCAGUUCCUGCGAGCUCAUCAUCACCAUAGUGGAUGAGAAUGACUCCCCGCCACACUUCCCAGUGAUUCCACCGCAGAAUGUCACGGAGAACCAAGUGGUUGGCUACUCCAUCGUCAUGGCAACAGCCAAUGAUGUGGACCUGAACCCUAUCCUGGUGUACGACUUUGUUGUGGAUGGUAACCCUGACAACACCUUCAGUCUGGACAGCUCCACUGGUCGUCUGACCCUGGCCAAACCACUGGACCAUGAGAAAAAGUCGGUGUACAACGUUGGUAUUCAGGUCAGCGAUGGUGAUCCAGACCACACCAGUGUGAUGUGGAUAACAGUGAAUGUCAUAGAUGUCAAUGACAACGCUCCUGUCUUCUCCCACCAGAGUUAUGAGGUGGCGCUACCAGAACAGACCAGCCCCAACCAGUCGGUGCUGACAGUUGUUGCCACUGACGCUGACUCUGGACAAAACGCUGAAAUAGUCUACAGUAUGGGGUCAUCACAGAUAGACAGCUUCACCAUCAACCCAGUGACUGGCACCAUCUUCACCAACAAGACUAUCAUGUUCAAGGCUGGGGAAUCCAUCAUCCAGUUUGUGGUUGUGGCCAGGGACAAAGGGAAUCCACCCCAGUCCUCCAUGGUGGCCGUACACAUCCAGAUCACGGAUGUCAACAAGUUCCCACCUACCUUUGUGGCCAAUGUUAAUUACAUUGCCCAUGUUAGUGAGUCAGCACAGAGGGGAGUCCAAGUCCUACAGGUGUCCGCAGUGGACAAUGACUUGAGCUACCGCGGUGAGAUCAACUACACACUCGUAGGCCUUGGCAUCAGAUUCUUCUACAUCCACCAGCGCACCGGGCAGAUCUUCUACAACGGCGGUCUGGACUACGAGACCAAACGCCAGCAUGAGAUGACAGCUGUAGCCACGGACAAAGGGGUCCCUCCUAAAAAUGCUUCCAUCCCUGUGAUCAUCUACGUGGACGAUGAAAACGACAACCCUCCGGUUUUUCUAGAAAACGGUUACACCAUCACCCUGAGUGAGAACUAUUCCCCAGAGCGUAUCUUUCUGACCGUGAAUGCAACGGAUGCCGACUCUGGCCCCAACGCUGAGGUCAAGUUUUUCAUCACGUCUGGAAACAACGAAGGAAUUUUCUUCAACCCUCGCAACGAGGGCGGGCUGUUCAUCAUGGAGAAAAUGCACCUGGACUACGAGACCCAGUCGUCCCAUCGUCUCAUCAUGCGGGCGGUUGACUGCGGUUCAUGUCCCAAAACCUCCCCCCGUCUGUCAGCGUUUGUCACUGUGGAUAUAUUAGUCAGUGACGUCAACGAGUUUUGGCCACGGUUUCCAAUCAAGCAUUAUAUGGAAGAGAUCUUGGAAAAUUCCGAAAAUGGCACGGUUGUCUUUCAAGCUCACGCCAGUGACGGAGAUGGGGGUGAGAUGGGGAUUGUCACUUACAGUUUAAGAAAGGAUUUGGAUUAUGAAAGUUUUUCUAUUGAUCCACUUACUGGGGAUAUCUAUGCUACAAAAGUGUUUGACUAUGAAGCUCCGAAACAGCAGUACUUGUUUAAUUUAAUCAUCAUCGCUACUGAUCGAGGUCAGUUCACUGAUUCGGCCGAAGUGACCAUACGUUUGGUGGACGUAGAUGAGUACCAGCCUCACCUGAAUGCUAAGGAGUACAGUUUCGAGGUCCCGGGGUCGGCUAAAGCUGGGGAUUUUGUCGGCCAUGUAUCUGCCACUGACGAGGACACAGGUGAUGCAGGGAGACUGGUGUUUGAGUUUGUUGAGCCUAACGACUACUUCACCAUCAACAGCACAACUGGCAACAUCACUGUGGCCGUGGCACUGCACGACACGGCACCAGCGCGGGCCAGGAAGAAGCGCGCUUUGACGCUGGACAGCGUUGACCUGGCAGUUAAAGUUAGCUCCGGGGUCCCUGGGUCUAAGCAGGACACGUCUCGUUGCGUCCUGACCAUAGACAGGACCUGCUCAGGUUGUCAGGUUAUGGCCAGCACAGGGAUGACCGAUGGAGUACGAGCCGCCAUUAUUGUUGUCUGUUUGAUCUUCAUCAUCGUCAUCAUCGCAGUUAUCAUCAUCAUCUUGUACAGGCGAAGGCUGCCGAAAAAAUCAGACAAAGAUUACUCCAGUGAUUCUACCAUUGACCUUGCCCCUCCCCCUCAACUACCAGACCGGCCUUUUGUUGACCACAUACGGCCAGUCAACUUGAUGGCCUCUGACGUGUCGGAUCAGUCGCAAAACUCCGCCUCCAGCGGGCGCGGCUCGGCUGAAGCGGAGGACGAAGACGAAGAAAUCAGUCGAAUAAAUUCAAACACUUACCUACAUUCCUCGCAGGCUUUCCGCCAGACCAACAUGCCUGACUCAGGCAUACAACAUGACGAUGACACCCUCUCUGAGCCUGUCCCUCAGACUCACCAGGAGUACCUGGCCAACCUUGGCAUUGACUCGUCCAAAAUUGGCAAAAGUAAGGCCAUCAACAAGAUCAAGGCGGAGCAGCUGGGCAGAUCUGCCGAGAGCAUGCACCAGUUUUCUGACGAGGGAGGAGGUGAAGGAGGGGUGGAUACGGACGUUGAAAAAAUGACCGACCUUGAAACGGAUGAAGAAAGCAGUCUGCAUGUUAUGAGUUUCCACGAGCCGGAUACCCAUAACGUGGGGUCGCUGACCAGCGUGGUCAACAGCGAGGAGGUGAACAGCGGCUCGUACAACUGGGAUUACCUCAUAGACUGGGGACCCCAGUAUCAGCCCCUUGCCCACGUCUUCUCAGAAAUCGCUAAACUGAAAGACGACAGUGUCACGCCGAAAAAACAACCAAUCAAAACUGUUCCUCAGAGACAAUUUAACUCGUCAAUCAAACAACCGCAGGUGAGGACAGUCCCGCCUCCGAUCAUCACCAACGCGCCGCCAAUGGCCGUGCCGUUGCCUGGCCACAUGAUACCCAGUGACAAUGAAAGUGUAUCAGACUAUGCCCACCAGAGCCCCACCUUGCAGGUCGGCCGAAGCCGGCACCACCACCACCACCAUCAUCAAGCACCAUCCACCCACUUCCACCACAACCACCAAGCUGCGCCCUACAACCACCAGGCGCAGCAACACGCCCACCACUACCACCACCAGCCCACCAGAACUAGUCACAUGACGCAGAAAACUUCCUCCCCUCCCCAGUUCGCCCCGCAACAGUGUCUAAACCCCCACUUCUCCCCGCAGAUAAAACUCUUAUCACACUCUAACCACCGGUCCCCUCAACAGCAUCACAGCCCCCGCAUGGGGAUCCACCCCCACAUCCACCCCCCGCCACCCCAGCACCCCCCACCUCCCAUUCCACAACAACCCAUGUCUUCCUCUAGCAGUCGUGGCAACUCCACCCACGCCUCCACCAUGAACAUCUCCCUCCCCUCCCUCCCCCGCUCCCCCAUCAGCUACGAAUCUAGUCUCACCUCCGUAGCCAUGACCCCCUCCCUGACCCCUUCCCUGUCCCCGCUGGCCACGCGCUCCCCCUCCGUAUCCCCCGUGGCCACAAGCGGCCAUACCACCCCUGGACAAAACAGCUCCAGACAAAACCUUAUCAGCCAGUCUUCCAAGUCUCACGAUCUUUCUUCCAGCUCUGAGCGGGAGUUUACCAUUUAGUUCCGAUGUUGUUGUUAGACGCGUUUCUUGAUAUUGAACUGCACUGACCUAUGUUGACCUCACACCCCCCCCCCCACCUGACAUAUAUAGCCAACUGUUCAAAUAUGAAAAUCACCUGUUUAUAUUGACCUGGAUUAAUCAGGGUGUUAAAACACAAAUCAAACUCUCAUGUCUCUCUUCUCCUGGUGACAUUUGACAUUUAUGAAUGACAUUUAGAUGUAUUAUAUAACUUAUGACGUGACUUACGCUAUAUUUAGAUUUAUUUUAUUUGUAUAAGGGGUGACUGCUGACUUUUGACUUACAUAAAUGCCAUACACAUAGAUUCUAUACUUAUAUUUUGACUAUUUACAUAUGACUUAAACAAAUGCCAUUGAAGUAUAUACGUACGACAAAUGACAUAUUUACAUAGAUAUGUGAACUAGAUAAUUUUUGUAUAGAUUUUACAAUGUUACAAUUUUUUUGUUCUACAUCCUUAUGUCAUUGGAAUGUGCAGUCAUGACUUUGUUGCUGAUACAAUCACUUGUGACUUGGGAUUUGACUGGUGACUUUGUUCAUGUGACUUUAUAGCUGAUGUGUUUGGGUGUUUACCAAGCCUGAUAGAACUGCUGAUGGGAGGGAGCUUACGUCAGAGAGGCUUGUGGGAUACUAAGGAUAUUGGGAGAGCCACUGACCAGCCAAGUUAGGAUAUUGUGAUAGCCACUCACCAUCCAAGUUAGGAUACAGGGAUACUCAUUUACCUACUAAUUUAGAAUAUUUACUGGGUUAGGAUAUUAGGAUAGCUCUUCACCAAGUUAGGAUAUUGAGAUAGCCAUUCACCAACUGAGUUAGGAUAUUGGGAUAGUUAUUCACCAACCAAAUUGGGAUACUCAUUCAACUACAUUCAUCGAGUUGGGAUAUUGAGAUAGUUAUUCACCUACGUAGUUGGGAUACUGGGAUAGCCACUCUCCACCAGCAAAGAUAUUAUUGAGCUGGGUAUAAAAAUAUGAUAAAAGUUUUGAUGAUUAUUGAUAUACAUUUAUACUGUUGAUAUGUAUGUAUUUUUGCCAUGUAAAGUUAGAGUUGAAUGAAAUCAAUGCAUAAAUUACCAUCUUCCUCACUAAGUAGAUCACAUUUAUAUACUGAUCAAUAAAUUCUGAUAAAUAAAUGUCAGCUAAAUAAUAUAAAAACCAUGGGAUCCAAGGCAAAUGACAUAAAAUUUCAAAUCUAGAAUGAUUUGUGUUGUACAGUAGUUAAAACAUCUAUACCUUUCUAGCCAGUGGAAAUACAUAUAUAUAUUAUGUUCAAAGUUCACUUAAGUAAUAAGUUAGUUUUCUAUGUAACAGGUUUUUUUUCAACAAUUUAGCAAAACAUGUUAUUU